CAAUCCCCACGUACGCCAAACACUCAGCUUACAUAGCCAAAUGAGAUACGUCUUUCCACUGAUCUCUUCUCCUCUAAGAGACUGUGGCUAGAUAGUAAUUGAGGUUUGUCUCAUCUUUGUCUGUCCUGUCAUUUCAUCAUGGAAGAAAUUGAUGCAGAAUGUUACAACCGUAACAUUGAGGAGCUUCGCCACCGCGAGUAUCCUAUGCUUCAAGGCUCUACUUACCUUGAUCAUGCGGGAACUACACUGUACGCCAAAUCACUCAUCGAGCGCUUCUCCGCCGAUAUGAUAAGCAAUCUCUACGGGAAUCCUCAUUCGGCUUCGAACUCUUCUCAACUGACAACGCGGCGCAUCGAAGAUAUCCGUCUACGACUGCUAACUCUCUUCAAUGCUGAUCCAGAAGCUUUCGACGUUGUAUUUGUGGCUAACGCUACUGCCGGCAUCAAGCUUGUCGUCGAAGCUUUCAGGGAUUCUGAGCAGGGCUUCUGGUAUGGCUAUCACCGUGAUGCACACACCAGCUUGAUCGGAGUGAGAGAAGUAGCGACUGAGAAUCGAUGCUUUGCGUCAGAUGAUGAGGUCGAAACUUGGAUUACCGAGCCCGUAACCUCAACUAUUCCCCAACUAUUCGCUUAUCCCGCACAAUCUAACAUGAACGGGCGUCGGCUGCCCCUGUCAUGGAUAGAGCGUAUCCGCUCAAGACGAGGGGAUGCGACGUACACGCUUUUGGACGCUGCAGCUCUAGUCUCGACUACGCCUCUUGAUCUUAGCACACCUGAUUACUCCCCAGACUUCACCGUAUUGAGCCUCUACAAAAUGUUUGGAUUCCCAGAUCUAGGCGCGCUGAUCGUGAAGAAAUCGGCAGCUUCUGUCUUUGACAGGCGCCGAUAUUUUGGCGGGGGAACGGUAGAGAUGGUUGUUUGCCUCCAGGAGCAAUGGCACGUAUCUAAGUCGGACACAAUCCACGAACGACUCGAAGAUGGGACGUUGCCACUACACAGUAUCCUUGCACUGGACCAUGCCAUGACUGUUCAUCAAGAACUUUUCGGAUCGCUCAAAGCUACCUCACAACACACAGCAUAUCUUGCCGCCAAACUUCACGAGGGGUUACGCAGUCUGAAGCACGGAAAUGGCAUGGAGUUGUGCCAGAUAUACAAAGAGCCAACAUCCACCUAUGGUAACGCCGAGACCCAGGGGCCAAUAGUCGCUUUCAAUCUUCGCAAUCACCUCGGCGCGUGGGUCAGCAAUGCGGAGGUUGAGAAGAUUGCCGCUGUGAAAGACUUUCACAUCCGGACUGGCGGUCUUUGCAAUCCGGGCGGGAUAGCAAAGUACCUUCAGUUGGCGCCAUGGGAGAUGAAAGAGAAUUUCUCUGCCGGUCAACGGUGUGGCAACGACAAUGAUAUCAUGCGUGCGAGGCCGACCGGCAUGAUUCGGGUCAGCCUGGGUGCAAUGAGCACUCUUCAGGAUGUGGUAUCAUUUAUUGACUUUCUGAAAGACUUCUUCAUACAAGACACGCCACGACUGCUAGCUCCGUCCCUCACACCUCUUCUUGUGGAGCCAGCGGCACAAGGCAGCAUGCAUGUAGAAAGUUUAGCGAUCUAUCCAUUGAAAAGCUGUGCCGCAUGGCAUGUGCCGCACGGUCAAAGGUGGGAGAUUCGACCAGAAGGACUUGCCUGGGAUCGUGAGUGGUGCCUCGUCCAUCAGGGCACAGGAGCGGCAUUGAGCCAGAAGCGCUAUCCAAAAAUGGCUCUCAUUCGACCAAGUAUUGAUCUGGUCAAAGGAGUCUUACGUGUGCGGUUGGAUGGCUCGUUGCAAAACGAAGCGGUAGCAAAGGAGAUAACCGUGCCUUUAUCGGCCAACCCAAGGCUGUUCUCGGAUCAAGCUGUAUAUCGACACUCCGAUGCUAAGGUCUGUGGUGACCGUAUAAGGGCAAACACUUACAAGUCUGCUGAGAUCACAUCCUUCUUCACACAAGCACUGGGAGUCGCUUGCCAUCUGGCUCGCUUCCCACCUGUCGGGAAUGGGGUGAGCUCCAUAGCUUCGUCAAGACAUUCCAAGGCCCAUCUGCAGAAGCAACGAAAAAUUAGCAAUCUGCAUGUACCCGGCGCUUUCCCUGAUGCAGGCUCGUUGGCGCCCAUCACGGCGGCUCCAAAUCCAAUUUUGUUAUCGAAUGAGAGUCCCAUACUUACUAUUUCGAGAUCGAGUCUCAAUCGUCUCAAUGAGCAGAUCAAGCUUGAGGGCGGCAAGGCCGUACCAGCAGAAGUAUUCCGGGCAAAUAUAGUUAUUGCAGAGAGCCUCGAUUGUCCACCAGGAGCAGAGCAGCCGUAUGCGGAGGACGACUGGCGCUAUAUGCAGAUUGGUGACGAGCUUUUUGAAGUACUUGGCCCGUGUCGGAGAUGUCAAAUGGUCUGCAUCAAUCAACAAACUGCUGAACGAAACCAAGAACCAUUCGUCACGCUGUCAAAAACACGCCGAUUUGACGGAAGGGUAUACUUUGGCAGUCAUACUAGCCAUCUACCCCAAGAGAAGCCGAUGGGAAUGAUUCAGAAUCCCACCAUCAUGGUUGGAGACCCUGUUCGCGCCGUCGAAGACGUUGCGGCGGUUGAAGACUAACAUUACACACUCUUUGCUGGGCUAACGCUGUAUAUCCAUCUAUUUUGGUGUCAACGGUUUCAGUGCGAAUGCUCUAAAGAUAGUUGUUGAUUGACUGUGGGGGAGCAGGAUGCCGUGCCUCAUCGCGUUAUCGUGCGUCUAGAAAAUUUCCGUAGCACACUGCAUGCGAGAUACCGCAAUAAUUGGCUGUUUGGGAACCUACUACUCGAUCGCCCUGCAGAAACACGCGACGGUAUAGAGGGAAG
This is a messenger RNA of Aaosphaeria arxii CBS 175.79, 2855 nucleotides long. RefSeq names its product PLP-dependent transferase. Gene Ontology annotation, molecular function: molybdenum ion binding; pyridoxal phosphate binding; molybdenum cofactor sulfurtransferase activity. The transcript is spliced from 2 exons. Bases 139 to 2610 code for a protein of 823 amino acids. Gene Ontology annotation, biological process: Mo-molybdopterin cofactor biosynthetic process. The record is from RefSeq and is a predicted model, not a curated record. Lineage: Eukaryota; Fungi; Ascomycota; Dothideomycetes; Pleosporales.